AGUGUCACACGGUCAGCGCGAGAACUACUGGAGGACUUCUCAUUGUUCCAGGAGAAUCCAGGAUCACCUCUCCCUCCUCCAGGGUCCAGGAGCAAGUGAGUGGUGCUCUGGGGAAGAGCCCACUGCUGGAAGGACUGCGGGAGGAGAUGCCCUGGAGCCAGUGCUAAGGUAGCCGGUCACCUUUUACCCAGGAGCUCUCAGUGCUGUUGCCAGAGCUGGCAGUAGAGCCAUUUCAACAAAUCAUCUCUUUUAAUGCUCUGUGGCAGACAUCAAAUCCACACGUUGUACAAUGGUAGAUGGAGUGAUGAUUCUUCCUGUGCUAAUGAUGAUUGCUUUCCCUUCCCCUAGUAUGGAAGAUGAGAAGCCCAAGGUAAACCCCAAACUGUACAUGUGUGUGUGUGAAGGCCUCUCCUGUGGGAACGAGGACCACUGUGAAGGCCAGCAGUGCUUUUCCUCGCUGAGUAUAAACGAUGGCUUCCACGUCUACCAGAAAGGCUGCUUCCAGGUCUACGAGCAGGGGAAGAUGACCUGUAAGACGCCUCCGUCACCGGGCCAAGCUGUGGAGUGCUGCCAAGGGGACUGGUGUAACAGGAACAUCACGGCCCAGCUGCCCACUAAAGGGAAAUCCUUUCCUGGAACACAGAAUUUCCAUUUGGAGGUUGGCCUCAUUAUUCUGUCUGUAGUGUUCGCAGUAUGUCUUCUAGCCUGCCUACUGGGAGUCGCUCUCCGAAAAUUUAAAAGGCGCAACCAAGAACGCCUCAAUCCCAGAGAUGUGGAGUACGGCACCAUCGAAGGGCUCAUCACCACCAAUGUUGGAGACAGCACUUUAGCAGAUUUAUUGGAUCAUUCGUGUACAUCUGGAAGCGGAUCUGGUCUUCCUUUUCUGGUACAAAGAACGGUGGCUCGUCAGAUCACAUUGCUGGAGUGUGUUGGGAAGGGCAGGUAUGGUGAGGUGUGGAGGGGCAGUUGGCAAGGGGAGAAUGUGGCUGUGAAGAUCUUCUCCUCCCGGGAUGAGAAGUCAUGGUUCAGGGAAACAGAGCUGUACAACACUGUGAUGCUGAGGCAUGAAAACAUUUUGGGUUUCAUAGCCUCAGACAUGACAUCAAGACACUCCAGUACACAGUUGUGGUUAAUCACACACUAUCAUGAAAUGGGAUCGUUGUACGACUACCUUCAGCUUACUACUCUGGAUACAGUUAGCUGCCUGCGAAUAGUGCUGUCCAUAGCUAGUGGUCUUGCACAUUUGCACAUAGAGAUAUUUGGGACCCAAGGAAAACCAGCCAUUGCUCAUCGAGAUUUGAAAAGCAAAAACAUCCUGGUUAAGAAGAAUGGACAGUGUUGCAUAGCAGAUUUGGGCCUGGCGGUCAUGCAUUCCCAGAGCACCAAUCAGCUCGAUGUGGGGAACAACCCCCGUGUGGGCACCAAACGCUACAUGGCCCCCGAAGUUCUCGAUGAGACCAUCCAGGUGGAUUGCUUCGAUUCUUAUAAGAGAGUCGAUAUUUGGGCCUUUGGACUUGUCUUGUGGGAAGUGGCCAGGCGGAUGGUGAGCAAUGGUAUUGUGGAAGAUUACAAGCCACCAUUUUAUGACGUGGUUCCCAAUGACCCUAGUUUUGAAGAUAUGAGGAAGGUGGUCUGCGUGGAUCAACAGAGGCCCAACAUACCCAACAGAUGGUUCUCAGACCCGACAUUAACCUCUCUGGCUAAGCUGAUGAAAGAGUGCUGGUAUCAAAAUCCAUCUGCAAGACUCACAGCUCUGCGUAUCAAAAAGACUUUGACCAAAAUUGAUAAUUCCCUAGACAAAUUGAAAACUGACUGUUGACAUUUUCAUGGUGUCAAGAAGGAAGAUCUGAUGUUGUCAUCGUUGUCCAGCUGGGACCUAAUGCUGGCCUGACUGGUGGUCAGAAUAGAAUCCAGCUGUCUCCCUCCCCAAGUGGCUGCUUUGACAAGGCAGACAUCUUACCCAGCCAUGUGCUGGGGAGACACCAAAACCACCCUAACCUCGCUCAAUGACUGUGAACUGGGCAUUUCACAAACUGUUCACACUGCAGAGACUAAUGUUGGACAGACACUGUUGCAAAGGUAGGGAACUGGAGGAACACAGAGAAAUCCUAAAAGAGAUCUGGGCAUUAAGACAGUGGCUUUGCAUAUCUUCACAGGUCUCCUAGACACUCCCCAUGGGAAACUCAAGGAGGUGGUGAAUUUUUAAUCAGCAAUAUUGCCUGUGCUUCUCUUCUUUAUUGCACUAGGAAUUCUUUGCAUUCCUUACUUGCACUGUUACUCUUAAUUUUAAAAACCCAACUUGCCAAAACAUUGGCUGCAUACUCCACUGGUCUGUCUUUGGAUAAUAGGAAUUCAAUUUGGCAAAACAAAAUGUAAUGUCAGACUUUGCUGCAUUUUACACGUGCUGAUGUUUACAAUGACGCUGAACAUUAGGAAUUGUUUAUACACAACUUUGCAAAUUAUUUAUUACUUGUGCACAUAGCAGUUUUUACAGAACUGCUUUGUGCAUAUGUUAAAGCUUAUUUUUAUGUGGUUCUUAUGAUUUUAUUAUCAAAAUGUUUUUAACACUAUACUCUGAAAUGGACAUUUUCUUUUAUUAUCAGUUAAAUUCACAUUUUAAGUGCUUCACAUUUAUAGGUGUGUAGACUGUAAGUUUUUUUCAGUUCAUAUGCAGAACGUAUUUAGCCAUUACCCAUGUGACACCACCGAAUAUAUUACUGAUUUAGAAGCAAAGAUUUCAGUAGAAUUUUAGUCCUGAACGCUGUGGGGAAAAAUGCAUUUUCUUCGGAAUUAUCCAUUAUGUGCAUUUAAACUCUGCCAGAAAAAAAAAAUAACUAUUUUGUUUUAAUCUACUUUUUGUAUUUAGUAGUUAUUUGUAUAAAUUAAAUAAAAUGUUUUCAAGUCAAA
Messenger RNA from Phacochoerus africanus (Common warthog), 2907 nucleotides. RefSeq names its product activin A receptor type 1 (gene ACVR1). The transcript has 10 exons. NCBI's taxonomy places the organism in Eukaryota, Metazoa, Chordata, Mammalia, Artiodactyla, Suidae. Gene Ontology annotation, cellular component: BMP receptor complex; plasma membrane. The record is from RefSeq and is a predicted model, not a curated record. Gene Ontology annotation, molecular function: ATP binding; transforming growth factor beta receptor activity, type I; SMAD binding. Gene Ontology annotation, biological process: BMP signaling pathway; dorsal/ventral pattern formation; heart development. Bases 290 to 1819 code for a protein of 509 amino acids.